AUGACAUCAUCAUCAGAUGUGAAUCUUAUUGAGUCAUUAAAUAACAUCUCAGUACAACUCGAUCGAUAUUUAGCACUUAUUAUUUUUAUCGUCGGUGCAGUGGGAAAUAUUCUAAAUUGUUUAGUAUUAUCACAACGAACACUUCGAUCAAAUACGUGUGCAUUACUUUUUCUUGUUUCAGCAUUUAUUGAUCUUAUUUCCAUUUUAAUUGGUGUACCUACUCGAAUAUUGGCUGGUUGGCACCAGGAUCCAACUACUACAAUCAGUUGGAUUUGUAAAUCUCGUGCUUUUAUUGUAUUUAGUACAAGAACAAUGGCAACAUGGUUGAUUACAUUAGCUACCAUUGAUCGAUGGUUAAUAUCAUCCGUUAAUAUUCAUCGUCGACAAAUGAGUAAUUUGAAAAAUGUUAAACGAGAAAUAUUAAUCAUUGUGAUUCUAUCGAUUCUUACUUAUACUAAUAUGUUGUAUUGUUAUGAAGCUAAUAUUACUGAUGCACCAUUGAAAUGCUAUGGAAAAAGCAAAGCAUGUCGUGUAACUAAUGAUUUAACAUAUUCAUGUAUCACUAUAGUAACUCCAUUGAUCUUAAUGAUUAUAUUUGGUCUGUUAACUAUUUCAAAUGUCCAUCAUGCUCAUUGUCGCAUACAAAAUAAGCCUUCUAAAUCAGCAAACACACAUCGAACAAUAAGAGAAUUACACUUUAGAAAAGUUGAUCGUCAUUUACUUCGCAUGCUUAUCAUCCAAAUACUUCUUUUAACUAUAUUAUAUAUUCCACAAGCAGUUGAAAAAUUUCACAUUACAUUCAAACCGUUUGAUAGUGAUUCUGAAUUAGCAGAUGCUAUUAAAGUAUUUCUAUAUAAUAUUGAAAUACUUCUUGCUUUUAUUGCAAGUAGUAUACCCUUUUACGUUUAUACAUUAGCUGGGGGAAGUAUUUUUCGAAAUGCAUUUAUGGGUUUAAUUCGAGCAGUCAAACAAAAUAUUACACGCCGAUUUCAGUAA
Messenger RNA from Rotaria sp. Silwood1, 996 nucleotides. NCBI's taxonomy places the organism in Eukaryota, Metazoa, Rotifera, Eurotatoria, Philodinida, Philodinidae. The record is from the annotation of a GenBank genome assembly.